This is a messenger RNA of Cynara cardunculus var. scolymus (artichoke), 1635 nucleotides long. RefSeq names its product zeatin O-glucosyltransferase-like. Gene Ontology annotation, molecular function: UDP-glycosyltransferase activity. The record is from RefSeq and is a predicted model, not a curated record. The transcript has a single exon. Lineage: Eukaryota; Viridiplantae; Streptophyta; Magnoliopsida; Asterales; Asteraceae. Bases 1 to 1410 code for a protein of 469 amino acids.
AUGGCCGCCGGCGAUAGAAACCGUACUCCGGCAGCAGUAGUGAUGGUUCCACUUCCACUGCAAGGUCAUCUCAACCAGCUACUCCACCUUUCCCGUCUCGUCUCCGACCAAAACAUCCCCGUCCACUUCGUCAGCACCACCAUCCAUUGCCGCCAGGCGAAGCUCCGGGUCCAAGGAUGGGAUCCACUCUCCGUCACCAGCAUCCACUUCCAUGAGUUCCAAACCCCUCCUUUUGUAUCUCCUCCGCCAAACCCUAACUCCACCACCAAAUUCCCUUCCCACCUCCAGCCUUUAUGUGAAGCCGUCGUCCAUCUCCGCCACCCCGUCGCGGCCCUCCUCCGCAAACUCUCCUACACCACUCACCGCCUUGUCGUGAUCCAUGACUCUCUCAUGGGUUCCGUCAUUCAAGACUUUGUCUCCCUUCCCAACUCAGAAUCCUACACCUUUCACAGCGUGUCGGCGUUCACGAUGUCCAUGUACACUUUGGGAACCAUUCGGAAGCAACUCGACAAGCUAACCGAACCACAAACAAUAAGCAAAGAUCACUUGUCGUUUGAGGGUUGUUUCACCUCAGAGUUCAAGAAGUUCACCUCUAUGCAACACGAGUAUGCAAAACUCAACUCCGGUCGCAUCUACAACUCGUCCAAAAUUAUCGAGCAACCCAUGUUGGAACUCCUCGAAAACGAGGAGAAAAAAAGAAACAAAAAACUAUGGGCUCUUGGCCCUUUUAAUCCGAUAGACAUUAAAAAGACAACAAAAAGAGGCAAAGAUACAAACUACAGAUGUCUUAAAUGGCUUGAUAAGCAAGAAUCCAAUACCGUAAUAUUGGUGUCCUUUGGAACAACCACAUCCUUGACAAAAGAACAGAUCAUAGAGCUAGCAAUUGGUUUGGAAAUGAGCGAACAAAAGUUUAUAUGGGUGAUGAGAGAUGCCGACAAAGGUAAUGUGUUCAGAGACCAUAUUACUCGACUCGAAUUGCCAAAAGGGUAUGAAGAUCGAAUCAAAGGGAGAGGAUUGGUGGUUCGAGAGUGGGCUCCUCAGCUCGAAAUCUUGGCGCACCCGGCUACAGGUGGGUUCAUGAGUCACUGUGGAUGGAACUCAUGUAUGGAGAGCAUCUCAAUGGGUGUGCCGAUUGUGGCUUGGCCAAUGCAUUCCGACCAGCCGACCAACGCGGUGCUUGUUACCAAGAUUCUGAAAGUUGGACUGGCUGUUAAAGAUUGGGCGUGGCGAGAUGAGGUGGUGGUGGCAGCGGAUGUGGAAAAAGCAGUUAAGAGACUGAUGGGUACGAAGGAAGGGGAGGAGAUAAGGAAGAGGGCGGUGGAGAUGGGCGGCGGUUUGAAAACGUCCGUCAGAGAAGGUGGUGUUUCUUCGUUGCAGUUACAGUCGUUUAUUUCUCACAUCACUAGAUAAUUAUAUAUUACUGAAUAUACAUACAUAUAAUAUGUGUGUGUGUGUGUCUGUAUAUUACUGAAGUUUAAUAGCAUGACUGUUCUUCUUCUUAAUUUCCAUUUGGAUUUGGGGGAGGAUGUGAGACGGUAGGAUUAUAGACUCCGGCGCCGCCGUGUCCCGGUAGUAACAACUGUUGCAUUGAAGUAUCCAUUUUCAUGUUCAAUGUAGUGCACACUCUUUUCAUGA